AUGAAGAAAGUAGGCGCAGUGGAGAAGAUGCAAGUCCUGGAGAUCAACCUGAUCUCCGGCCAGGGCUUGAAGCCUCCGUCGGGGACGCUACGGCGGAUGAAGACCUACGCCGUCGCCUGGGUCGAGUCGAGCCACAAGAUCCGGACCCGGGUCGACAAAGUCGGAGCCGAAAACCCGACUUGGAACGACCGCUUCCUCUUCAAAGUCUCCUCCGAAUUCCUCGCCAGAGAAACCUCCGGGAUCACGAUCGAGAUCUACGCCGUCGGAUCCUUCCGCGACCAUCUCGUCGGCACCGUCCGAUUGAUCCUCAGCAACUUUCUUGACCUGGAUUCCAAGAUCCCGUCCUUCACGGCGCUCCAGAUCCGCCGGAGGUCCGGUAGGUUCCACGGCGUUCUCAACGUCGCCGCGCUGGUGAAUCACGAGUCGGAGUGGUCCAAGGAGCUAGACGACGUCUCGGCGAUCGGGUACCAAGAUUUGAUGGGGAAAGGCGAGAGCUUCCGGCGCCGGCGACGGAGGGACAGCCUGACUCGGUCGACGGCAAGCUUCUCCGGCAGCGAGUCGAGGGAGAAUUCCUCGUGCAACGAGUCGGUUAACUCGGACAGCGGCGACUCUUUACCUUCGUCUCCGGCGUACAAAUCGCCUUCGAAGCUGACGUCACCGGCGUACAAAUCGCCUUCGAAGCUGAGUUCUCCGGCGUACAAAUCGCCGUCGAAAGCGACAUCGCCGGCGGCGGAGAAGAGGGCGCUGAAGGAGAUGAACGGCGUGAGGGAUCUAGCGGCCGGAACCAAGGCUCUGAGGACAGCUGUCCCAUCGGACGGCGCCCGCUUCUUGUGCUGCUUGCUCACGACGCAGAGGAAGGUUCAGUCAUCGGAGGAUAGGUGAAAAAUAGGUAAAAACUGUAAAAAUAAAGAGUGGUGAAAAAAUGGAGAGAGGGUGAAAAAUUGUGAUUUGAGUUAGCGUGGAGGGCUACGUCGUCGUUUUGUUGGGUUUGAGCAUGCAUUUGAUUGGCUGGUGGGUGAAGGGCUUUAGUUUCUUCUUGACUCUCUCUCAAUUAAUCCCUGGAUAUGGAGAUUCAGAAUGCAGAUAAUGCCCUGGAAUUGCUUUACCGGGAGCUUCAGCAUGCUCUGUUUGUGUAUAAGAGAAGGACAAUUCUCUAUGAUGCAUUUGUGUUCUACAUUUUCGAAUUCACAUUACUAGUGACCAUGACUCGUAAAAUGAUCCCGGAACUUGACGUACGCCGAAGAGAAGCUACUAGAUUUGUAUCUUGGGUAAAAUUGAAGCGGUGU
Messenger RNA from Fragaria vesca subsp. vesca, 1286 nucleotides. RefSeq lists its product as uncharacterized. The coding region runs from base 1 to 882 and encodes 293 amino acids. NCBI's taxonomy places the organism in Eukaryota, Viridiplantae, Streptophyta, Magnoliopsida, Rosales, Rosaceae. The transcript is spliced from 2 exons. The record is from RefSeq and is a predicted model, not a curated record. Gene Ontology annotation, biological process: defense response.